AUGAGCAAUUGUCUCGCAAUAAUUCCUUACAAACUAUCAAUUCCGUUCGUACUGCUUGCAUCUAUGAACGCACCAUCAAUUCAUCGAACUCCCUGGGUCUACUCAGCAUUUCCGUUUAUUUUCACACCAUUUCCUGAACGAAUGUCAUUUUUAGAAAGAUUGCAAAAUACUUAUAUACAUAUACUAAAUUACAUCACUCCUCCUAUGGGUACUGUGGCGAAAAGUGUCAAGACAUAUGCCCCGGAUAAACCUGAUAUCCCUUUUGAAGAACUUCUACAAAAAUUGUCUUCUACAACAUAUCUAUCUAUCUAUCUAUCUAUCUAUCUAUCUAUCUAUCUAUCUCAUGGGUUUCUAUCUAUCUAUCUAUCUAUCUAUCUAUCUAUCUAUCUAUCUAAUCAAAAUCUAUCUAUCUAUCUAUCUAUCUAUCUAUCUAUCUAUCUAUCUAUCUAUCUCAGUCUGUUCCUAUCUAUCUAUGCAAAUUCAGUUUUUUAUCUAUCUAUCUAUCUAUCUAUCUAUCUAUCUAUCUAUCUAUCUAUCUAUUUAUCUAUCUAUCUCAGUCUGUUCCUAUCUAUCUAUCUAUGCAAGUCAGUUUUUGUAUCUAUCUAUCUAUGUAUCUAUCUAUCUAUCUAUCUAUCUCAGUCUGUUCCUAUCUAUCUAUCUAUCUAUCUAUCUAUGCAAGUCAGUUUUUCUAUCUAUCUAUCUAUCUAUCUAUCUAUCUAUCUAUCUAUCUAUCUAUCUAUCUAUCUAUCUAUCUCAUCUUCUGUUAUCUAUCUAUCUAUCUAUGCAAUCAGUUUUUAUCUAUCUAUCUAUCUAUCUAUGCAAGUUUUUUUUUUAUCUAUCUAUCUAUCUAUCUAUCUAUCUAUCUAUCUAUCUAUCUAUCUAUCUCAGUCUGUUCUAUCUAUCUAUCUAUCUAUGCAAGUCACUUUUUUCUAUCUAUCUAUCUAUCUAUCUAUCUAUCUAUCUAUCUAUCUAUCUAUCUAUCUAUCUAUCUAUCUAUCUCAGUCUGUUCCUAUCUAUCUAUCUAUCUAUGCAAGUCACUUUUUCUAUCUAUCUAUCUAUCUUUCUAUCUAUCUAUCUACCAUCAACUUCUCUUAUCUCACUUUUUUUUUUUCGUUUUUUCGGCCGCUUUCUACAAUCUUGAUUUUUCUCAUUUACUUGUACAAUCUUAUAUUUUUGUCUGCGUGUGGAUCUAUCUAUCUAUCUAUCUAUCUAUCUAUCUAUCUAUCUAUCUAUCUAUCUAUCCCAGUCUCUUUAAAAAAAAUCUCUCUAUCUAUCUAUCUAUCUAUCUAUCAUCUAUCUAUCUAUCUAUCUAUUCCAGUCUGUUUAUAUCUAUCCAUCCUAGUCUGUUUAUCUAUUCAUCCCAGUCUGUUUAUAUCUAUCUAUCUAUCUAUCUAUCUAUCUAUCUAUGAAAAUCUCUAUAUAAAUAUCUCCUUACUAAGAGCACGAACUCUUUCCCGACGUAAAUCUUGUUUUUAUUUUACUUCGUUACCACAUCUAUCCAUCUAUCUAUCUAUCUAUCUAUCUAUCUAUCUAUCUAUCUAUCUAUCUGAUUCUUUUUUAACGUUAGAUUUACUCGUGUUUCUCAUAUCUAUCUAUCUAUCUAUCUAUCUAUCUAUCUAUCUAUCUAUCUAUCUAUCUAUCUAUCUAUCUAUCUAUCUUAUCCUCUUCAUUAUCUAUCAAUCUAUCUAUCUAUCUGAUUCUUUUUUAACGUUAGAUUUAUUCAUUUACUCGUGUUUCUCAUAUCUAUCUAUCUAUCUAUCUAUCUAUCUAUCUAUCUAUCUAUCUAUCUAUCUAUCUUAUCCUCUUCAUUAUCUAUCUAUCUAUCUAUCUAUCUAUCUAUCUGAUUCUUUUUUAACGUUAGAUUUACUCGUGUUUCUCAUAUCUAUCUAUCUAUCUAUCUAUCUAUCUAUCUAUCUAUCUAUCUAUCUAUCUAUCUAUCUAUCUAUCUUAUCCUCUUCAUUAUCUAUCUAUCUAUCUAUCUAUCUAUCUAUCUAUCUUAUCCACUUCAUUAUCUAUCUAUCUAUCUAUCUAUCUAUCUAUCUAUCUAUCUAUCUAUCUAUCUAUCUAUCUUAUUUUUUUUUUGUUUUUUUUUCCCGAUCGGUUGCAACAAUCUCAAUUUCACUCAUUUACAUGUGCAAUCUCACAUUUUUUCUACGUGUCGAUCUAUCUAUCUAUCUAUCUAUCUAUCUAUCUAUCUAUCUAUCUAUCUAUAUAUACAUACAUAUUAUUAAUUAUAAAUUGUUACAUACAGGCAAAAUAAUAUAUAUCUAUCUAUCUAUCUAUCUAUCUAUCUAUCUAUCUAUCUAUCUAUCUAUCUAUCUAUCUAUCUAUGCAUUUUCUUAUUACAAAGUAGACGAACACUUUUCCAACAUAAGAGUUGAUAUUCUAUUCCAUCACCACAUCUAUCUAUCUAUCUAUCUAUCUAUCUAUCUAUCUAUCUAUCUAUCUAUCUAUCUAUAUAUAUGA
Messenger RNA from Acanthosepion pharaonis, 2466 nucleotides. The record is from the annotation of a GenBank genome assembly. NCBI's taxonomy places the organism in Eukaryota, Metazoa, Mollusca, Cephalopoda, Sepiida, Sepiidae.